This is a messenger RNA of Microthlaspi erraticum, 1347 nucleotides long. The record is from the annotation of a GenBank genome assembly. NCBI's taxonomy places the organism in Eukaryota, Viridiplantae, Streptophyta, Magnoliopsida, Brassicales, Brassicaceae.
AUGGAGACUGUGAAGCCAUUAGAUGUUGCUUCAGGGAAAGGAAAACUCAGACGCGCAUUUGUGAAAGUCAUCAACAUGAAGAAGCUAACCGGUGUUGUUCCAGAAGAAGAAAAAGUUGAGAGAGUGAAGAAGAGCCAAGAAAAGGUGUUAGUGAAGAAUGCAGCGAAUCUGUCCGAGUCCUUUGACAAGCUUGAGGAAGAGUAUGAGAAGAGACUCUCCAUGGAAGCUCUUCUCGCAAAGCUGUUCGCUACGGUUUCUUCAAUAAAAGCAGGUUAUGCGCAGUUGCAGUACGCUCAGUCACCGUACGAUCCAGCAGGGAUUCAGAAAUCAGACAACUUGGUCGUAUCAGAGAUGAAGACACUGUCUGAGCUGAAACAGAGUUUCUUGAAGAAUCAGUUUGAUCCUAACCCCGACAGAACUCUCGUUCUUGCGGAGAUUCAAGAACUGAGAAGCGUGUUGAAGACUUAUGAGAUCAUGGGGAAGAAGCUUGAGUGUCAGUUGAAGCUUAAAGACUCUGAGAUCAUAUUUCUUCAAGAGAAGCUUGAAGAGUCCGUUAAUCAGAACAAAAUGAUGCAGAAGAGACUCAACCAAAGCGGUCCGUUGGAUCAUAAUAAUCCAACACAUUUCGUCACGUAUCUGCACCACACUGUCAAAUCAAUCAGAGGAUUCGUCAGAUUGAUGAUCGAGCAGAUGAAAUUCGCCGGUUGGGACAUCGACAUGGCAGCUGAGUCUAUACAGCGUGAAGUCUUUUAUUACAGACAAGACCAGAAGUGUUUCGCUUUCGAGCAUUUCGUCUGCAAGAUCAUGUUUGAAUCGUUUCAUCUACCUUUCUUCACAAGCGAGUCAUCAUCAUCAUCAUCAUCAUCAUCAGGUCACAAGAAGAGCAGAGAAACGAAGGAGAUGUUCUUCGAGAGGUUCACGGAGCUUAGAUCGAUGAAAACGAAAGAAUGUUUAGCGUCGAGGCCUAAAUCAAGAUUCUCGAGGUUUUGCAGAGCCAAGUAUCUGCAGCUCGUGCAUCCGAAGAUGGAGCAAGCGUGCUUCGGGCAUGUGCAUCAGAGAAACCAAGUCUCCGCCGGUGAGUUUCCGGAGACGAGUUUCUGCGAUGCGUUUCUAGAAAUGGCGAAACGGGUUUGGCUCUUGCAUUGCCUCGCUUUCUCGUUCGACCCCGAAGCUUCGAUUUUUCAAGUAUCUGAAGGUUGCAGAUUCUCUGAAGUUUAUAUGAAGAGUGUGGCAGAGGAAGCGUUUUAUUCGUCUGAAUCUGAGCCUCGAGUUGCGUUCACGGUGGUUCCUGGGUUUAGAAUCGGCAAAACUUUGGUUCAGUGUGAGGUUUACCUUAACGCCGUUUGA